Messenger RNA from Exserohilum turcica Et28A, 607 nucleotides. RefSeq lists its product as uncharacterized. Lineage: Eukaryota; Fungi; Ascomycota; Dothideomycetes; Pleosporales; Pleosporaceae. The transcript is spliced from 2 exons. Bases 4 to 477 code for a protein of 157 amino acids. The record is from RefSeq and is a predicted model, not a curated record.
GCCAUGUCUUCGUCCAAGAAAUCCUCGUCUUCAUCUUCGCGUAAAUCCCGAUCGCAGCCCGAAGCCACGUACGGCCCUCCUUACCCCACGCAUGGAACGACGUAUAGUUCCAUAUCGCCAUUCUGGACAAUAGGCACGCUCCUCGGCGCCUCGAGCGUUGCGCUCGGUGCUUUCGGGGUCCAUGGACUGAAACAUCGAACCUCUGAUGUAUCCAGCUGGAGAAAUGCUGCCCAUUAUCAACUUAUCCACUCAAUUGUCCUGACUUUUACUGCCGUGGUGGCGCCGGCAAACAAGCUCGCUAUGUCUCUUUUCACAGCGGGCAUAACCAUGUUCUCUGGCAGCAUAUAUCUACUGCUGUUGGAUCCCAAGAAAUACAAGCAGCUGGGACCGGUUACGCCAAUUGGCGGGGCUUGCCUUAUUGGAGGCUGGAUUAUGCUUGCCGCGAGGGGUAAGAUGGUUCUGCCCAGGGGCAGGUAGAUUUGGAUAUCAGAAAGGCCCAAGACACGAAUACAGCAGACUUGGGUACGACGUGCUAGGAAAGCGCUGGAAGCCGUAGCAGACACAAACAUUGACGUGAUCAAGAAUGAUGACCAUGAAUCAAUUGAAA